CGGGGGGGACGGGGGUGUUGGAGGGGUCUGCCUUGCCCCAACGUCCGCGCCUGACGGUCGUCCAUUGGUUGUUUGCAUUCGAACUACAUUUCCCAGGAGGCCCUGGGAUUAGACUGGCCGUAGCUGGAGAAGUGCCAGCCCGUCAUGGAUGACUGGAGCCAGCCUCUUACCUUCCGUCUUCCAGGCAGAGCCACAGAGAGACAGGCUGCAGCCGUCCUGGCCUCCCUCCGGCCCUGAGAGCUCCCCAGGCCCAUCUCAAGUGUUACCGUCUCAAGCGCAGAUUGCCGGCUCUGAACGGGGAGACCAGGCUUCUGCACCGGAAACAAGGCACCGGUUGUGACGUGACAGCUGCAGAGCGCCCGACCUCCCAGAAGGCACCGCGUCAACGCAAUUCUCCUCAACUGGUCACGGCGCGAACGAAUAUUCGCCGGUGACCUGUGAGGGCACUCGGAAGGGCGAGGGGAGGGCUCGGCCGCUCGCGCCUAGUUUUUCUAUCUCUCCCGGAGCCUGAGUCUCUGAGCCGUCCCCAGCAAACGCUCAGGGGCUGCAGAGGCCCCGAGAGGUGAGGGGCUCCGUGAGGGCGGGAACCAGGCUGAGACCGCCUCUGGGGAACGGAGCGUGUCCGUUGCUGAGGGAGAAAGGCCGGGUAGGGAGCCUGGUGGGCGCCUCAGGCAGGGGCGCACGCUGAGCUUUACGGUAAAGGUGUUCCUUGACCAGCGGAAGAGGCCCCAGAGUGAGCCUGGCCCGGCGGGCCUUAGUGGGAUGUCGCCUGCCGCUCUCAGCAGAGCUUUGACGGCGGAGAGGAGUCGGCAGGCGGUGUGUGGACCCCUCCUCGGCCUUGCAUCUGCUCCCCGGGAGAGUCACCAACCGCCUCCCCGCCCAAAGGGCACCGGAGGGAGCUUCGGUUCGAGGGGUACAGUAUGGCCAGUUUCAGUGACCAACCUGCUUCUAGGCGGAUGUCCUCGCUUGGCUCUCUGGCAGAUUUCCUCUAGUAAGAGGUGGCUCUGGAGGCCCCGCGAAACGAGCGUGGUGUGUGGUUGCAAGGCAUGAUGGCUGCAAAAGUGGUUCCUAUGCCCCCAAAGCCAAAGCGGUCCUUUAUACUGAGAGUUCCACCAGACUCCAAGCUGGGCCAAGACCUACUUCGAGAUGCCACUAAUGGGCCCAAGACCAUCCACCAGCUAGUGUUGGAGCACUUCCUCACCUUCUUGCCCAAGCCAAGCCUUGUCCAGCCCAGUCAGAAAGUCAAGGAGACCUUGGUUAUUAUGAAAGAUGUGAGCUCAAGCCUUCAGAACAGAGUGCAUCCUCGUCCCUUGGUGAAGCUUCUGCCCAAAGGAGUCCAACAGGAACAAGAGACAGUGUCUCUGUAUUUGAAAGCUAACCCUGAGGAACUGGUGGUCUUUGAGGAUUUGAAUGUAUUUCACUGCCAGGAAGAAUGUGUGAGCUUGGAUCCUACUCUCACCUCAGAAAAGGAAGAAGACAGCAGUGUCGGGGAGAUGAUGUUGCUGGUCAAUGGCAGUAAUCCUGAAGGUGAAGAUCCUGAGAGGGAACUUGUAGAAAAUGAAGAUUAUAGAGAAAAGUCUAUAGAUGAUGAUGAAAUGGAUUAUUCCUUGGUCUCUCAGCAGCCUCCAGAUAACCAGGGAAAGGAAGCACUAAAUACAUCCAUUCCACAAAAAAGGAAAAUGAGAAAUCUGUUAGUUACCCUUGAGAAUGAUGCUCCUCUAGAGGAACUCUCAAAAUAUGUAGACAUCAGUAUUAUUGCACUUACUCGAAAUCGGAAGACAAGGAGAUGGUACACUUGUCCACUGUGUGGGAAACAGUUUAAUGAAAGUUCUUACCUUAUUUCCCACCAGAGGACUCACACUGGAGAAAAACCCUAUGACUGCAGUCACUGUGGGAAAAGCUUCAAUCAUAAAACAAACCUCAAUAAACAUGAGCGAAUUCAUACAGGAGAGAAACCUUAUUCCUGUUCUCAGUGUGGAAAAAACUUUCGUCAGAAUUCUCAUCGGAGUCGUCAUGAAGGAAUCCAUGUAAGGGAGAAGAUAUUUAAGUGUCCAGAAUGUGGGAAAACCUUCCCAAAGAAUGAGGAAUUUGUGCUUCAUCUGCAGAGUCAUGAGGCUGAGAGACCAUAUGGUUGCAAAAAAUGUGGGAGAAGAUUUGGUCGGCUGUCAAACUGUACCCGGCAUGAGAAAACUCACUCAGCCUGUAAGACUCGAAAGCAGAAGUAAUACCAGGAAAGGGGUCUGAUGGUGCUGCCUCAACCUGAGAGCUUUCAUAAGUAGUUCUGAAUUCCCAGGCUGCCUAAAAAGAUAUAAAUAUGUAAAAAUCUCAUUACUGUCAAAAUUGGAUAAAUGCCCAUCUUGGCUAAAACCUCAAAUUGCUAGAAAAUUCACAGGGAAGAAAACAUUUCAAGGGCUAUACGUCAGCAUCUAGGCUUUCUGGACUAAGGACCUUUCCUUUUUGAAGUCAUAUGAUAAUGUACAGGUCACAGAUCCCUUUCCCAAGACUUUGAAGAUGAAUCUGGAGUCUGCUUACUUGCAAGGCAAAGAGUGACUUGUGUCUAUUGGAAGUAUAUCCAUUUUCCCCCCACAUGGGGAUUCAUACUUGAGAAAUAGUGCAAAGAUGCUUAUCUGGAACUGUGUUCUCGUGAAAGAACCAAACUACUGGCUUGUUGAGCCAACAGCUUCUGAUAGCAAUUCAUAUAACCCUCUAAGAACACCUGUUUUAAGUCUUGAGUGUUGAAAGGAAUUGUUUACUUUGGAAUAUAGGAAAACAACAAUUGAAUGUCAGACUCUCAUUUGUAUGUGAUCUAAAUUUGCUAUCAUUUUCAAUAUUUGCAAUUUGUGAUAAAAUUGACUUUUACAGAUUCCUUUUCACAACAUAA
Rhinopithecus roxellana (golden snub-nosed monkey) is the source of this 2881-nucleotide messenger RNA. It is a transcript of the gene ZNF200, whose product is annotated as zinc finger protein 200. NCBI's taxonomy places the organism in Eukaryota, Metazoa, Chordata, Mammalia, Primates, Cercopithecidae. The transcript has 5 exons. Bases 1047 to 2225 code for a protein of 392 amino acids. The record is from RefSeq and is a predicted model, not a curated record.